This is a messenger RNA of Acyrthosiphon pisum (pea aphid), 840 nucleotides long. RefSeq lists its product as uncharacterized. The record is from RefSeq and is a predicted model, not a curated record. The transcript is spliced from 2 exons. The coding region runs from base 1 to 840 and encodes 279 amino acids. NCBI's taxonomy places the organism in Eukaryota, Metazoa, Arthropoda, Insecta, Hemiptera, Aphididae.
AUGCCGCCAAAAAAGUCUAACCUCGACAAUGCGUAUAGCAAUGAGGCACGACGCAAACGUGUUGUAAGACAUCAUGAAUCGGCUAAAGAAAUUGUUGCAAGAAACGCAGCUCAAAGAAUCAGGGCAGCACAGAGUUGUGCACAAGAAUCUAGAGAGCAGCGUGAUGAACAUUCUGAUAGUUCACUAUCCAGCUCAAUGGGGACAUCUAAUUUGUGUCUUUUUAUGGAUAAGGUGUUUGAUUCUACGAAUGGAUCCACAAUUAAUGCAUUAGAUGGCAAACUCCUAAGAUGUGCAGUUAAAAAUGGAUCUUCUCAUAUUCAAUUUUGGAAUGAAGCAAUUAAGGUUUUCAAAACAAUGGUUUUUGUGAGUAAAGUAGAUGGCUCAGCUGUAAGACAACCAAUAUGUGUAAAAAAUUAUAUAAAAACAUUAGAAUCUUUUAAAUACUUGUGGUUAAAAUUAAAAUCCGAAGGUUUAAAGUUUCUAAUAUUAAGGAAUAUUAAUCAAGAUUCUUUGGAAUGUUUCUUUGGAUCUAUUAGGAGCCACGGAUCCAGAAAUAAUAUGCCCAAUUGCUAUCAUUUUUCUACAUCAUUUAAAACAUUACUUUUAAAUAAUUUCUCUUCAUUAAAGUCAUUGGGGAAUUGUGAGGUAGAUGAUAGUGUAGGAGCUUUAGAUAUUUUAAAACAAUUCUUAUCCGGACAAAAUGAAAUAAUUGGUAAUGAUGUUUCAUUAAAUUUAGGUUUGAAUUCAUUUAAUGUAGAAUUUGUAAAACCCAACAAAUCUACAGUAGGUGAAAUGACAAUUGGCUAUGUAGCUGGCUAUAUAAUUCGAACAUUAAUUUAA